Mycena indigotica is the source of this 1272-nucleotide messenger RNA. Its product is annotated as Zn(2)-C6 fungal-type domain-containing protein. The record is from RefSeq and is a predicted model, not a curated record. The transcript has 7 exons. Lineage: Eukaryota; Fungi; Basidiomycota; Agaricomycetes; Agaricales; Mycenaceae. The coding region runs from base 1 to 1272 and encodes 423 amino acids.
AUGCCCUUGAAUCUGCCUUUUAUUGUUCUCCAGGCUUUGGCCCACAACUUCAUUCAUGUGUCCUCCCGUUUCGGAUUCUUCAUGGACGUGCGCGAAUUCCACGACGCUAUUACUGGUGCACGAAGUGCUUCCUCUCACCUGCUACCACCAGUCAUUCUCCAUGUUCUCUAUCUAUGGGGCAUUCAUCUUCACGUGUCAAGGCACCGUCAAAGUAACGGGGCGUUGGCGGCAUACGAACCAGCGUUACUUUCCCAUGCACUCAGGAGUGUAGCAAACGCUAUGUCAGGCUCUACCUCACAACACAUCGUCGGAGGGACAAGGCCAACACCAGCGCACCCUACAACGAUACUGCAUGCUCUUCAAGCCAUAGUGCUACUAGCCCAUUACUUUAUUCGCAACACGCGUCUCCUUGAAGCACACUACCAGAUAGGCCUUGCUGUCAGCAUAUCUAUUAGCGCAGGUCUACAUCGGGUGAGGGACUCUAACUCGGAUGCAGCCAACGCAUUUUGGGCUGUUGUCCGCCUGAACGCAUUCAGGGCAAGCUUUGAACCGAAGACCACGGAUGUACAAUUUACAGGGACCGGAAGGGUGACGAUCCACACACCGUGGCCUGACUGUCAGGUGGUGAAGAACAUGGAGGAUGAGGACUCCAUCGUGGAUGAGUUUCUCGCCGAUAACUCGGCCAGUCAAGAUCGCGGCACCAGUGCCGCAGCGCUGCUUGCGAAGGCCAGCAUUCUAUUCCAAGUCUCCGCCAAUCGCAGCCUAGAUGCACAAGAGUAUGAAUCUCUUUCGUUCAAAUUAGCCGCUUUUUCCCGGGUUGUAGAGGAAUUUCUACACCCUUUCUCGCCAUCAGAGCAGCCCAAUCAAGUAUUCGUUGCGCAUAUGCUCGUACAAGGGGCAUCGAUCCAGUUAUCUCGACAACACGAUCACAAAGGAAUUAGACCAUCCGACGAUGCUCGGCGAGCUGCCGAGUCAAUUACCCAACGACUUUCAUCCACCGACUUGAGUCAAUUCGGCGAACCGGACUUUAUCCUUACUUGUGUUUGGGUAUCCGCAUGUUUUGUCUUUGUCGACGACGUUCGAUAUAGCAAAGCUCGGGGCAUGACAUACGAGACUUCGGCUAUGUCCCUCAAGACACUGAUUCGAACUAUGGACCACUUCGCAACAUCAUCUGGCUUCAUGCGUGCCCAAUGUGCAGAAAUUUGUACCAUCAUCUCGGAAAUGGGACUUGAUGCGUACUGGCUGGACUCUUGUUCAAACGCUCGGAAAUAA